AUGCCUACUUAUCCACCAAAUAGAGAUGUACGGAUCGAAUUAAUCCAGGACGAGCAAGAUCUUCGUGAAAAUUUCGCAUGUCAAUAUGAAACCUUUGGCCAACAAACAAGCAAUGCAUUUUGGCUUGCAAUGAGCCCAAACGCAGACACAGAUGCAGGUUUCGAAGCAGGAGUGAAAUCAGGACAGAAUAAUUUCAAGAAGCAAUCAGCACAUAAUGGUGGACAUUCUUGGUACCUUAAAGCAAUCGCACCAGAUCCGGAAACGGGUAAAGAUACAAUUGCCGGAAUUGCAACUUGGACGGAAAAUCUUCAUUCUAGAAAUCCAAUCCCGAAAGAAAUGAAUAAAGAAAGAUUAGAGAAACUUUAUCCGGGUAAUGAAACAGAACAAAGGUACGUCAACCAAAUGUUCCAAUCUUUCCUUCGACGUAGAGGUGAAUUGGUUGAAGAAGCGGGUAAAGAAGGUAGAGCAGUGAUGGUUCUUGACAUCUGUGUCGUUCGUCCACGAUUUCAAAGGCGUGGAAUUGCAAGUGAGCUGGUCAAAUGGGGACUUCGUAAAGCCGAAGAAUUAGGCCAAAACGGACAAGCAAUCGAAUGCGUCACCGAAGCAUCUCCGAUGGGCAAGCCAGUAUACGUUAAAUUAGGCUUUGAAGCCGAAGGAGAGGUGGUAUACAAGGUAGAUGAAGAAUUUCAAAAUAGAAAAAGAUCAGUGGACACAGUACUUCGUCGUCCGGUGGGAACAAAGUUGGUAGAAUAA
Messenger RNA from Meira miltonrushii, 753 nucleotides. Its product is annotated as GCN5-related N-acetyltransferase. The coding region runs from base 1 to 753 and encodes 250 amino acids. Lineage: Eukaryota; Fungi; Basidiomycota; Exobasidiomycetes; Exobasidiales; Brachybasidiaceae. The transcript has a single exon. The record is from RefSeq and is a predicted model, not a curated record. Gene Ontology annotation, molecular function: acyltransferase activity, transferring groups other than amino-acyl groups.